CCAUUUUCGACUGAAAACCUUUUUUCUUCUUCUUUUCAAAUUUACAUCAGCACCCCAGUAAAAAAAUCGUUCUCAGUGCCCUGGAUAUUUCAUUCCAUUGAUGGGCUGUUAUUGUAUAAUUGUGUCACAUUUCGGUCCAAUAUAUUCAUUUUGCCGAUUUUGGUUUCAUCAGUUUGUUGACAGAGCUCCACUAUGUCACUAAGGAAGUUAGAUUUCUUAAUUUGAAAUCAGCAUGUUUACUGACAUGACUGAAUAAUCCUAUUCUAUUCAAAACGGAACUAUUAACUGUUUGGAGUAUUUGAGGAACUUUCACGGUUUCUGCCUGUGCGGAACAACUGAAUGUAUUCAUACGUAGAAUAAACCAACGUCCCCAAUAUACUAUUGUCAUGAAUCAUAUCGGUUUGUUAUUAAAUCCUCUUUGUAUUUUGAUCGAAGGCUAGACGGUACAGUGACUCUCAAAUACAUGAUGACGUAGAUGGUAUCAGACACCCCCGGCACACACCCACCCCCGAUGACCUGAAACCCGGGAAACCUGCAGCAGACCGCGCGGUUUGCGUUGUUGAGGAAGUAAACAUCAUUAUUAUGUUUUUGCAAAGAUACGUUUAUCAGUAUCAGAAGUCUGUGGAUUGCUCAAGUGACGAUGUAAGCCAACUCUACACCUUUCUCCCUAAGAAUGAGAUCAGCGAUAUAUACAUAGAUUUCUAUAGUCGUCAUGUUGGGUUGACCUUCACUGGCAGUUCUUGUUCUCUCAUAAAAUUACAUUAACAUAUUCGAAGAUGGUGUCUCGAAGUGUUGUAAACGCCUGGAAACUGGCGCUCAUGACUACCCUUCUUCAGACGAGUUGUUACGCGCAAGAGCGUGACAUUCGUCUUUUUGGAGGAAGGGGGAGCUACGAAGGACGGGUCGAAGUCAGAGUCAAUGGUCGUUGGGGCACAGUCUGUAACGACACCUGGGAUUCCCAAGAUGCUUCGGUGCUAUGUCGGGAGCUUGAUAACAGAACAGCCAUCAGACACGAUGUGAUGUACGGUGAAGGAGUGGGACCUAUCUUCUAUUCUAACGUCAUGUGUACAGGUGGAGAACAACGGCUGCAGGAUUGUUCAAAAACGGAUUCUUCCUUGGAUGUCUGCCAGCAUUCCCAAGAUGCAGGGGUUCAAUGCUCCGCCAAAGAGCUUGAUCUUCGCUUAUCCGGUGGAUCAGCACCAAACGAAGGUCGAGUAGAAGUUUACUACAGGGGUAACUGGGGCCGGGUUUGUGCUGGUUCGUCUUGGGACAAAAGGGAAGCUGACGUCGUUUGUCGAGUAGUCGGAUAUCCGACCGUUGCCCAGGAACCGAGGGGUAGUUUCGGGAGCGGCAGUGGCGCUGUGUUCCUUGUUAACCUGAUGUGUGCUGGGACAGAAAAUACUGUGAUGGCAUGCAGUUCUUCUGUAAGCGGUCCCGACGCCCCGCAAUCUUGUCCAGAUGGUUUGGAAGACGCAACGGUUAUUUGCAAUCCGAAUCCAGAAGUGGUAACUGAACAGUUAUCCACGGGGGCCAUUGCCGGGAUCAGUGUUGGAUUUGGUCUGGUCAUCGUAGUCUGUUGUAUCUUCAGUCUAAACUGUAAAUGUAAAGAUUGCUGUAGGAGAGGUGAAUUGGAUGACACAGACGUGUAUCAGUGUAACACAGCCAGCAAUGCAGAUAGCAAAGUGUUCAGUACCACAUCCAACCUCAAGAGUGACACCGAUAACCGCAAUGAUUCCAUCUCAGACAUUGAUCCAAACAUGUUCGUCUUCGUUCCCCCUGCUGGGUUCGGUGCGUCGUCUGGUACCGGUGAAUCUAAUAACGUGCUUUCAAACAUUGAUGAAACAAAAGAACCGGAUAGAGAAGUAACCGAAUCCGAUAAAAAAGACGAUCCCAUUUACCACACCAUAAGAGAUGAGCAGAAGACUUCCAAGGCGGGAGAUGAUGUAACCAUGACAACCGAUGAAAACACCCACGAGUACGAUUACGUGGCUCGAGUUAAAGGCCCGGACAAUGCCGAGAAUGAGAGCGAAACGGUAACAAUUGAUUUACAGGGAGAUGCUCAUUUUGCAAAGAAAAAUCAUGACCACGGCAACACCGAGCAAGUAGAAAACAAUUACCUAGAACUUGAGGACAUUGGCGACUCUUUUCAAAAUGGAGAUGUGGGAAAAGAGGAUGAGGGCGUAUCAAUGGAACAACAAGCAGGAGAACAAGUUAACAUCAGCAUGACAAAUGAAGACACACCUCUCGAAUCACGUGACCAGUCAGAGUCUGAUGAUCAAGGCAUUCCCAAGCGCGUAGAAAAUGAUUACUUAGAGCUUGAAAAUAUUGAUGACUCUUUUCAAAAUAGAGAUGUCGGAAGGAAGGAUGAUAGUGGAGAUCCAGCAAUUGAACGAGAAGGAGAACAUACAAACAUCGGCAUGGCGAAUGAAAACACUCCUCUCGAAUCACGUGACCAGUCAGAGUCUGAUGAUCAAGGCAUUCCCAAGCGCGUAGAAAAUGAUUACUUAGAGCUUGAAAAUAUUGAUGACUCUUUUCAAAAUAGAGAUGUCGGAAGGAAGGAUGAUAGUGGAGAUCCAGCAAUUGAACGAGAAGGAGAACAUACAAACAUCGGCAUGGCGAAUGAAAACACUCCUCUCGAAUCACGUGACCAGUCAGAGUCUGAUGAUCAAGGCAUUCCUGAGCGCGUAGAAAAUGAUUACUUAGAGCUUGAAAAUAUUGAUGACUCUUUUCAAAAUAGAGAUGUCGGAAAGGAGGAUGAUAGUGGAGGUCUAUCAACUGAACGAGAAGGAGCUCCUCUCGAAUCACGUGAUGAAUCACAUGCUGGAUUGACGUCACAUUCUGAAGGUGCAGAACCUGUUAUUAACGUUGAUGCAUUUGAUUCACGGUUGUAAAUUAUAAUCAAGAUGAUAUCCUGGAUUAUUGUGACAUUUCUUUAAUUACGAUUUUAUUUAUCUCUCAAUACAUUAAAUACCACCACCAGGACAACUGCAAUGUUCAUUUUAGGAAAAUUGAGUUACACAAGACCUUCAACAAAUUGAGGGGGCUUGGACAAUUUGAUGGGGGAGCUGCAGCCUCUAAAGCAUCCCCCCCACCCUGUUAGAAUUGCACAUCUCGCAAACUAGUAUGGAGGGAGAAAAUAAAGUACGUAAUGGGAAGACGAGCUGAGUUUUUAGGCUUCUGUAUUAUCUUUAAGUAGCUGGCCUAUGCAAAGUAACUUAUUUUUAGUCUGUAUGACAGAAGUAUCAUUAAGAUCAAGACUCGUCAAAAAGGGGUUCGAGGUUAAUUGUCCCCAACAAGAACAUUUCGUUUCUGAAUAACUUUGAACAGCCACUUUUUUAGGUUUUUAUAAAACCAUUUAAGGCUCUUGAGCACGUAGAAUCUUUUGGGAAACCAUUUUUAUCGAGGGUUCCAAAAACGGGACAAAAGGGUUCCAGUUCGCAGAUUUUUUUAUAAUAGUGCAGAUCAAAAACUUGAAAUUGGAUUACAAUAUUUGCAGUUCUUUAACUUUCAAUCCAUUAUACAUGCCUGGUAAAGUGCAACUAACAUCAACCUUUAGGGGUCGCGGAACGGUUUUGAAAGUGGGGGGCUGACCAUGCCAAAAAUCAUAAUCCGAAUCAUUUUUGCCUAUUUGUAAACGGUUUUAGAUUAAAGUAUAUGGGCUGAAGCACCCGCAGCCCCUCCCCCCUGUUUCCGUGGCCCCUGAACCUACCUACGCUAUAAAACAAAUCUCAAAGUAGUUUUGUUGCGUGUUCAUUACCAUGUGACUUGUCUUUAUUUCAUUCUCUUUUUUUCUUUUAUUUCCGUUUUCUUGGUGUAAUUGAUGUAACUGUUUAUUUCAUUUGAUUCCAGAUCCAUCGUGAUUUUACGUUUCCUGCUUUGGAAUGGUAAACUCUGGUAUAAUAACAUGGGUGUAUUGUUUCGUUGUCUUCAUAAUUAUGAUCCGGCUGUAUUCUUCCUCUCUUCCUAAAACCAUAUAUAUACUAACAAGCUAGAACACGCAACAGGAGAUAAUCAGGAACUUUUCAUUAACUUUAACAUUGACCGUCACUUUGUGCACAUGAUAAAUCCAACGCCCCAAUGCGUGCAUGGGUAUAUCACUUUCCAAUUCAUGUCCUAAAAAAACAGAUUCUUUCGCGGAAAAUAUUGUAUGAAAUUGUUUUUAACAGGAUUAAUCUUAUGGUUUUACAUGGACAUUUGUUCCAACGCAUGUGAUGGGAUGGGAAUCUAGUAUGUAUGUUUCUGAUGUCCAAUCACUAAAUUUGUAAGAUACGUGUCAAAAGCCUCUGUCAUAGAAAAUUAAAACCUCACCGAGAGAUGGCGCUAGAUAUCCAAGAUUUGAAUAUUUGACAUUUUUAAAGAGAAUU
Messenger RNA from Lytechinus variegatus (green sea urchin), 4364 nucleotides. RefSeq lists its product as uncharacterized. The record is from RefSeq and is a predicted model, not a curated record. Bases 777 to 2891 code for a protein of 704 amino acids. Gene Ontology annotation, cellular component: membrane. The transcript has 5 exons. NCBI's taxonomy places the organism in Eukaryota, Metazoa, Echinodermata, Echinoidea, Temnopleuroida, Toxopneustidae.